AUGCCGCCCUCGUUAUACGUCCCCAUCCUCAUCGCCGGGAUGCUCAUCACCGGCUCCAGCAACUCGCUAUGGAGCAAGUGGCAAGACAUGCAAUGUGUCGAGAACUGCAACGACACUAAUCCUGCGAGGCGCAUUCUCUAUGAGCAGCCAGUAUGGCAAACCUUACAGAUGUUCCUCGGAGAGAUGCUUUGCUUCCUUCCUGUCAUCUACUCCUGGUUUCGCGCCAGGCGUCAGUCCCAACACUUGGCUUUGCCUUCCGACACCGAAGAGGAGCCUGCCACUGGAGCGAAGGCCGAGAUCCCCCAUGCUCCUUUAGACGGCUGGAAGGUCUUGCUUAUGUGGUUUCCUGCAGCAUGCGACCUUACCGGCACCACGUUAAUGAACGUCGGUCUGCUCUACGCCCCGGUUUCGAUCUAUCAGAUGACACGAGGAGCUCUCGUCCUCUUCGUCGGUGUACUCUCCGUCAUCUUCCUACGUAGGCGUCUCUGGCUUUACCAAUGGGUAGCCCUUGUCACCGUAAUGGCAGGUGUUUCUCUCGUCGGCCUUAGCGGCUCUAUGAUCAAGGAUGCCGUCAAAGAGUCUAGUACCGGCAGCUUCGACAAGCUUCCCCCGCCAGAGCCUGUGGAGGAGCCUGAAGUUACCAAGGUCCUUGUCGGUGUAUUCUUCAUUGCGUUUGCCCAAAUCUUCACGGCCACCCAAUUCGUUGUUGAAGAGAAGAUAAUGGCUCGUUAUACUGUCGCCCCGCUGGUCGCCGUUGGUCUUGAGGGCUUCUUUGGAGCGCUCAGCAUCGUGCUCGCAAUGCCGCUUCUAGCGCGUUACUCGUCUGUUUCACCGUUCUUCGAUCUUCCGCGCGGCUGGCACCAGAUGAUUGACACGCCUUCGGUGCUCUGGUCCGGAGUAGUCAUCGCCUUUUCCAUCUCGUUCUUCAACUUCUUCGGUCUCAGCCUUACUCGGCACGUUUCCGCCACUGUGCGCAGCUUGACCGACACGUGCAGGACGAUUACCAUCUGGAUCGUCUCUCUCGGUCUCGGCUGGGAGGUACUCGUGUGGCCCAUCUCCCUGCUUCAAGUCACCGGCUUCGGACUGCUCGUAUACGGCACGUUCAUGUUUAACCACCUCGUAGCGCCCCCACGUUUCCUGCGCCCAGCCUCCGAGCGGACCGGCGCAGCGCCCGCCCCCGAUGACGGCGAGACGCAGACGCUGCUUGCUGAGGAAGCGCUUGAGGACACAGCCGUGCUUCCCUCGGAACUGGGUCGCACCGGCUUCGACGUCGUGCCCCCCGAAGAACACUCGAAUCAUGCCCACACCCAUGGCGUCUCCAGCCAGGCUGAAGGUGAGAUCAGAAUCUGAGUCCUGUAGGCUCGCGUCUGGUCUAUACACCACAUGUCUCCGUAGCUGGACUCUGGAGGCCAAUUUGAGGCUAUACGUAUGUGUUACACUUACGCAAUGCAAUUCAUCGUGGGACUCUACCUCUUCGUCGUCGUCGUCGUCUAUGGUAUAUCCUCGGAUGUUGUACAUUAUGCUCAAGCAACAGCAACUAUUCACACCGCCCAUAAUCUCC
Dichomitus squalens LYAD-421 SS1 is the source of this 1561-nucleotide messenger RNA. RefSeq lists its product as uncharacterized. Gene Ontology annotation, biological process: pyrimidine nucleotide-sugar transmembrane transport. Gene Ontology annotation, cellular component: Golgi membrane; intracellular membrane-bounded organelle. The coding region runs from base 1 to 1350 and encodes 449 amino acids. NCBI's taxonomy places the organism in Eukaryota, Fungi, Basidiomycota, Agaricomycetes, Polyporales, Polyporaceae. The record is from RefSeq and is a predicted model, not a curated record. The transcript is spliced from 12 exons. Gene Ontology annotation, molecular function: pyrimidine nucleotide-sugar transmembrane transporter activity.